AUGCGGGACGACAAGCCGGCGGUGUUCUCGAACGCUCCCGACACGCAGCUGCGCCCCGUGCUCACCGCUGCCGCAUGGACCGCGGCGGACAUGCGUGCCAGGGAGCACGAGUGGACCUACCACCUGACCCCCAAUGACAUCCAGGAGCUGGAUGAGGCUCUGGUUCUCGCCAGGGCGACGGGGAAGCCCAUCCAUGAGCUCACCCAGGAGGACUUUCCCCUGCCCUUGCUGGCACCCAAGCUCAGGGCCUUGGGCUCCGAGGUGGUCCACGGCCGCGGGUUCCAAAUCAUCAAAGGCGUCCCUGUGGAGCGCUGGAGCCGGGAAGAGAGCGUGACGGCGUACUGGGGCAUGGGUCUGCGCUGGGGCCGCGCCGUGUCCAACAAUGCCGCGGGGCACCUGGUGGGGCACAUCAAGGACAUUGGGCACGACCCGCUGGACCCCAGCACGCGCCUGUUCGCGACGCGCGCGGCGCAGCCCUUCCACAACGACGCGGCGGACGUGGUGGGCCUGCUGUGCCUGACCCUGGGAGAGUCCGGGGGGCUCAGCUCCUGGACCAGCUCCGUGUCGGUGUACAACGCGGUGCUGGCCGCCCGCCCCGACCUGGCGCGCCUGCUGACCCAGCCCUGGGUCUGGGACCGCAAGGGCGAGGUCCCGCCCGGCAAGCCGCCCACCUUUGCCAUGCCCGUGUUCAACCACCAUGCGGGCCACCUGUCGGUGAACUGGAGCAGCAACUACUUCCUCGCCGCGCAGCGCCACCCGGGCGUGCCGGCCCUGACCCCCGCACACCUCGAGGCCAUCGCGCUGGUGGACGCACUGGCCGCCAGCGACGCGCUGCGCCUGGACGCCAUGCUGGCGCCGGGGGACGUGCAGUUGCUGAGCAACCACACCGUGUUCCACGCGCGCAGCGCCUUCACCGACUCGCCGGAGCGCAAGCGCCACCUGCUGCGCCUCUGGCUGGCGCCGGAGGACGACCGGCCCCUGCCCGAGGCCUACAGGGAGAUCCUGGGCGGGUCGGUGGAGGGCGCCGAGUGGAACCCCGACAUGACGGCCAUCGCCUCCCCAUGGGCUCAUUCCAGCCCCUCCUACUCCCUCUUUGGCGGCUCCGGCUUUCUCUCCGAUGACGAUCUGCACUCCCAACAUGAUUCCGUGCUGACGGUGUCUGGCUCCGCCUCGCCCACCACCUCGCCCAAGGAGGCAGUGGCCGCCCCCCACCCCUUCACCCCCGCCGCCCUGCGCCAGUGCGCCAAGCAGGUGAACAUGCGGCUCAUGCACGCGCACUCCCCCGCCGACAUCUUCUGCAUCGUGGCCGAUGGCCUGGAGUUCUUCGACAGCAUCAACCUCACCGCCGCCUUCCAGCGCCUGGCCAAGUUCCUGGCCGCGCACCCGCGCGAGCGCCCGGCCGUCCUUUCCUCCCCCGUCUUCCACUCCCUGGCGGGCAUGAUGGUGGAACAGUGCCACACAGGGGCCUUCAACCCCCAGUCCACCAGCAACGCCUGGUGGGCGGCGGCGCUGGGCGCCUGCCUGGCCUCUGGCGCCGAAUCCGCCCGACCCAACGCCCAAGCGGUGUCCAGCACCUGGUACGCCUGGGGGCGUAUGGGCGCCUACCUGCCCGGCACCCGCGUGCGCGACGCACUCUGGGACCGCACCUACGCCCUCGCCCUCAACUUUGACUCCCAGGGCGUGGCCAACAUGGUGUGGUCGUGGGGCCAGCUGCGGCGCCGCCACGGCGACGCCUUCCCCGUGCGCACCGACGUCCUGGCCGGACUGACCCUGCUGGUGUCGCGCAUGCCCGGCGCCUUUGCGGUGCAGGGCCUAUCCUGCACCGCCAUGGGCUGCGCCAACCUGGGCGCCACGCUGCGCGCCGCGGCGCUGCCGCUGGCCAUGGCCAACACCGCCUCGGCCCUGGCGCGCAUGGGCGGCGAGGCCGCGCGCGACGCCGCCGCGCUGGACAUGCUGGCCGCCUUCGACGCGCGCGCGGCUCGCCUCGCCGGCCCACACAAGCCCGCCGAGCUGGCGGCGCUGGCGGGGGCCAUGCAGCGCUGCGGCCUCGAGCCACGCGCGCCCUGCCUCGCCGCCGAGUUCACCGCGGCGGGGCUCUUCCUCACCAACCGCCCCGCCCAGCUCCGCGUGCGCUGA
Messenger RNA from Auxenochlorella protothecoides, 2136 nucleotides. RefSeq lists its product as hypothetical. The record is from RefSeq and is a predicted model, not a curated record. Lineage: Eukaryota; Viridiplantae; Chlorophyta; Trebouxiophyceae; Chlorellales; Chlorellaceae. The transcript has 9 exons. Gene Ontology annotation, molecular function: oxidoreductase activity. Bases 1 to 2136 code for a protein of 711 amino acids.